GUGUGCCAGUCUGCACCGAGAUUCCGGCGCGAAUCGUUCUUCUUCGUCGCGGCGUCACGCCAACUCCUAGAUGGAUGUUGCUGAACCGCAUUCUCGUGUCAACGAUUUACAUCGUCGCGCAAUUCCUCGCAGUCUGUCCAGCCUUCGUGGAAGGACGGCAAUCGAGGAAUCUGGAAAUAUUGGGGCAAAUAUCGGGUCACCAUCACGGCACGCAGUAUGCAUCGAUAUCGGACAAUUACAAGAACAACUCAGACCUGCCCAGGUUCGCUGAAGAAAUUCAGAACGUGACCGUAAGCAAAGGUCGAGAUGCUUUGUUAGCCUGUAUAGUGGACAAUCUACGAACCUAUAAGGUGGCAUGGGUGCGCGUCGAUACACAGACAAUCCUGUCCAUCCACCAUACCGUGAUCACGCAAAACCCACGGAUCUCAUUGUCGUACAACGACCACCGAACAUGGUACCUUCAUAUAAAAAAGGUUGAAGAAGUGGAUCGUGGAUGGUACAUGUGUCAGGUGAACACAGAUCCGAUGAGAAGUCGACAGGGCUACCUGGAGGUUGUAGUGCCGCCUUCCAUUAUCACGAAGGAAACGAGCACAGACAUGGUCGUCCGCGAAGGCUCGAACGUGACGUUGACGUGUAAAGCUUCAGGCUAUCCGGAACCUUACAUCAUGUGGCGCAGAGAAGAUGGAAAGAACAUAAACUACAACGGGGAUAACGUAAACGUGGUGAAUGGCGAGGUGCUGCAUAUUGUGAAGAUAAGUCGAUUGCACAUGGGAUCAUACUUGUGCAUCGCUUCGAACGACGUACCACCGCGAGUUAGUCAACGCAUAUCUCUUCGUGUGCAGUUUCCUCCUAUGCUUUCGAUACCAAACCAGCUGGAAGCGGCAUAUAUUGGACAAGAUGUCACGUUGGAAUGUCACACCGAAGCUUACCCUACCUCGAUUAAUUAUUGGACGACCGAACGCGGUGACAUGAUCGUCUCUGGCAAUUACCAUUCUAUUGUAGGCGAUAAAUAUGAGGCGGUUUCCACCGACAACGGCUACAACAAGUACAUGAUGCUGAAGAUUAGAAAUGUCGGCCCGAGGGACUUUGGUUCAUACAAAUGCGUGGCGCAAAAUUCUCUUGGCGGAACAGACGGUGACAUCAAAUUGGAUGAAAUCCCAGCACCAUCAACCACGUCUACUACACCACCGCCUUACCACGUGACCUCAUCAAUGAAGAAGAAUGGUAGAAACGGUAACAAGAAAUUACGACAACGACCUAUCGACUACGAGGUCGAGGAAUGGCGAAAUUCAGGAAACUUAAUGAUUAUACGCAGAGAAAUAUUUUUUCAUUUGAGAGAAACUAUUCAGGCUAGGAAGAGUUACACAUCGUACUCUCAUUACGACAGAGAUUACGAUCCGCCAUCGAUGAGGCCGCCAGGCGAGCUUCCGGUCGACGCCCUAAGUCCGGGCGUUUCCCAUCGGGCUCAACUCGUUCUUCAUCUUUUGGUGAGUCUGCUGUCACUGCUACUUCCAGCCAUCAGAAGGUGAUUCUCACGUCGCGGGAACGGGGCUUCCAGUUCUAGUGUUUAUUGGACGGUGACCAGACCGGAGACGGCUACCAGUUUCCGGUACGCCGGCUUCGGCUGGAUGAUGGACGAGUGCGACGAGACAAGACGCGCUUGAAAUUAUUUUCAUACUAAACGUAGACGUAUACAGAGAGCAAAAAAAAAAGAGAAUAUUAUAUAUAAUAUAUAUAUAUAUAAAUAUAAAUAAAUAUAUAAAUAAAUAUAAAUAUGAUAUGUUGUGUAAGUAUACUUACAGUGAGUAUGAAGGAAUUCCUAGGCUUUUAUGAAUGACGAUGAUUUUGUGGCGCGCGACAUCUUUGCAUUCGAGAAAAGACUUCGUCCUCUCUUGUCAUGUGUGAAUCGAGUAUUCGCGUUUAGGAAAAGAGAAAAGACAAAGAAAAGAGACGAAAAAAUAGAACUUUUCGUAUCGACUAGAAGGAUUUGAUUGCGUAUGAUAAUAGGUUACGCCAACGGUUUUCAGCCGAUAUUAACGCGACACAUCGAUGUUCCGCGAGAAAUUCGACGGUUGUGUCGUCUGGUAUAACGCGUUAUCGCUUUAAAUGUUCCGCCAAAAACGAGUUUUAUAAUCAAAUGUGUGUCGCGAAUUUUCCCGAGGCGGCUGAGAAUCACUGGCCUCGAAACGACUCGAGUAGUUCCGUUAGUUCUGUAGUAUUACGAACUCGUCUAUACGAGUUUCUUCGUUUCUUACCUAUGUAAAUACCAUUGAUUUCACGAUUCUCCAAGAUGAUUCAACGUUCUAUAGAUAUUCCUCUCCAUUGUAAAGUUCAAUCGUUACUCGUGUUCAUUUCAUUAUCAUUAUAUCGUUCACGUUGGUUAAAAAGACAAAUGUUCCUCUUUGUAAAACCAAACACAUACUUCUCUUGUAUCAUGAGGACAAAAAUUUCUUUUAUCAUCGAACCAGGAUAAUUAAAAAUUGUUCUGAAUCGUAGUAAGUCCAAAAAAUGAGAUGACAAAGUACGUAAAUCAAUUCGGUUCGACAAGAAGAAAAAUUAUUUUCUAACGAUUUUACGUACUUUCCAUCCGUAAAACCGAUCUCAUAGCUCGUGAAACGAACAACCAGUUGUCAACGUUGGGUCCUCAUCGAUGCAUUUCGUAACACGAUGACUCACGAUGACGUUAGUUAUAAUCUAGUCGAGCGAACAAGGCACAACUGUAUUUCGGUACAUGUAAUGAUAUAUACGUACGCAUGAAAGAAUAAACGAAAAAUGCAUAAUUAUCCAUUAUAUACACAGGAACAUAUAAUAUACAUAAUAUAUCGAAUCGUAGUUGUGUUGAGAUACGCGCUCUUAGGUUUCAUCAUUAGCUGUUUCUGACUGGCGCAAACGUGCAUGCACUGAUACAAAACGCUAGUCGUACAUACGUAAACAUUGCGGACGCGUUCGCGAAUGCGAUUCGACGCGAUUUAAGAUAAAAAUCGUGUGAGUUAUUGCAUACUAGAAGCGAAGAAACACGAUGAUGAUGAUGAUGUUGCGUAGCCCCGAAUCAUCGACGACGGUGUCUUCGUGCAGAGAGCUUCGUCGUUUCAGUUUCAAUUACGCAUCAGCGAAGAGAAUUCGUGAUCCUCCUGCAAGGCUACACGUCGAUGACAAUAUUUUUAGCUUUAACGAGACUUAAAGUAGAUUUAACGAUCUAUAGAGCGAACAAUAUCAGGAAAAUUAGUCAUCAAUUAAUGAAACAUGGGCCAUUUUUCGAUAGAAUCCUUGACCCAUUUUGCUUUCUUCUGCAUGAACAAAUUUAUUCUUACUACUCUUGAUUCGCAUAAUUUUCUGUAAAUACCAAAUAAGUAGAAGCUUGAUACGAUAUUUUGAACCUUUGUGAUGCAAGUUCACAGAACUUUCUCUGUGAACGAACUCUAUUUCGAGUUUCGUUCGAGUCUAACGUAGAUCUGGUAACAACAGUGUAGAUGCAGUGCACUUGGAAAGUCUUGAAUCGCCCAUUUUUAUCAGAAGAAUUUGUAAAUGUUUUUGUUCUUUCGUUUGCAAAACGAAUUUUCAUAUUUUUUCGGAAAAUUUUACUUCUUAGUAACACAGUGUCUUCUAUGAAACUUCUACAUUUUAAUUUCAGUUAUUUUAUAAAAAUUUUCAUAGGAUCCUUGUAAAUAAUCCUCCAGUCUUAUAAAAUUCACAAAAAGAGGGUCAUUUCGUUUUUAUCAUUAUGUCUGUCACUUGAUACUGUUAGAUGAUUCGAAACUUUUUAAAUGGAAGUGAACAUGUUCGAAAGAGCUAUGUAGCAUUUGGACAUGUUACUAGAGUUCCAUACGGAACUCGAGUAUAAAGCACGAGAAAGAAACGUAACGCGUCUUUGCCGAUUGAUUGUUCUGUAAAUAUUGUAGAUACGUUAUGCUGUGAUUAAUCUGAAUCGUCGUCUAUUAAUCACGGUGAUGAUUCGAGGCUGCGAUUGUUGACGCUAAAAAAGUGCAAAAAGGCAAGUGUUGUGAAUAGCGUAUUACAGCGACCGUACGAAAUGUUAUGGCGAUGAUCGUAUGAGAAACAUCGUUCAGUAGAAAAGAAAAACCAAAAAAAAAAAAAAAAAAAAAAAAAAAAAAAAAAAAAAAAAAAAAAAAAAAAAAAAAAAAAAUACGAGUCGAGGCUACAGCGAUUAUAGAUAUGUCGUAUUGAAUUAUUAUAAUAACGUUAUUAAUGUAUCAUGCCCGAUGGUUUCACUAUGUCGAACGAUUUUUAUGAGUUACAACCGGAUAUCGAAAAACGAUCCGUGAAACGAGCAUUAGAAAUAGAUGGUGAAAUUGUCGGACUGAAUAUCUUAAUAAAUCGAAUACACGACUGCCAUUAUAAA
Bombus pyrosoma is the source of this 4360-nucleotide messenger RNA. Its product is annotated as neurotrimin-like. NCBI's taxonomy places the organism in Eukaryota, Metazoa, Arthropoda, Insecta, Hymenoptera, Apidae. The record is from RefSeq and is a predicted model, not a curated record. Gene Ontology annotation, cellular component: neuron projection. The transcript is spliced from 12 exons. The coding region runs from base 75 to 1529 and encodes 484 amino acids.